AUGAAAAUGGUGAUCAUAUUUUAUUUGCUGCUGAUGCUCAGAGUGGGACGAUGCACAGACGAUCACGUCUUUGAAACGACAACUGUUGAAGUUGGAGAUGAUGUGACUUUAAAUUGUACUCGCCAGACAUCUGAAUAAAAAGAAACCAUAUUUUGGAUCAGGCUUGUUUCUGGAAAAAAACCUGAAUACUUGGGAGGAACAUAUGCCUUUGAUUAUGAAGGUGUUAACAAGACUCCUCACAUUACAGCAAAACAAGAGCCUGGAUCAUUUAUUCUGCAUAUUCAUGAGACAAAGCUGAGUGAUACUGGACUUUACUACUGUUUAAAAGUAUAUCUACUGGACAUGACAUUUUCCAAAUCUACACUUCUGAGAGUUAAAGGACCAGAACCUGAUCUCACUGCCGUCACUCAAGACUUUCCAUCUGAUCCAGUCCGUCCAGGAGACUCAGUGACUCUGCAGUGUUCAGUCCUCUCUGACUCUGAGAAGAAAACAUGCCCAGAAGAACACAGUGUGUUCUGGUUCAGAGCCGCAUCAGAUGAAUCUCAUCCUAGUGCCAUUUACGCACAUGGAAACAGUGCUGAGUGUGAGAAGAGUCCUGAAGCUGGAUCUUCACAGAAAUGUAUCUACAGCCUCUCUAAGAACGUCAGCUCCUCUGAUGCCGGGACUUAUUACUGUGCUGUGGCCACAUGUGGAGAGAUAUUAUUUGGAAAUGGAACAAAACUGGACAUUGAAGCUGCUGCCACUCUGCAAACAAAUGCUGCGACAGCCAGUUGUGAUCAGCAAAGUCAGCAGAGAAUUGAGGAGUCUUUGGUUUAUUGUACACCAAACUUUACCAGGAGGAAAGCUGGCAGAGGAGGGAGAAGAAAUCAAAGACAAGAAGAGACCAUCUACACUGAUGUCAGGGCUUUUAUGAUAUAUGAUUAAUCUAAACGAUGAAUUUGCUAAAUGAGGCUAAUGUAAUUUUUUUGCUUUAGCAGCACUGGUUUCUGCAUUUUAUUGAAGACAUGAUGUAUUACAUAGUAUAGCAUAAUGUAAUAUAUCAUGUCUUCAAGUAGUAGUAAUAUAUUUUUGAUAAACUAUGCAAAUAUUUAAUGUUUUUGCCUUAUUAUGAGGAAAAAUAACCACCUUUAAUAGCUAAGCUUUUGUUGAUAGCCUGUAUCACUGUGAAUCCCAUAUCUAAUAAUUUUGUUUCAGUUUUUGUGCAGUUUAUCAGUACAUUUUUUAAAGAGGUGGGUGAUGCAUCUGCCUAACGUGACUUUUUGAAGGAUUCAUCUUGAAAGAGUCGAGAGAAGAGUCAACUCUGUCUCUUUUCUCUGUGAUACCAUAUAAGGUGAUAAACUUCUUCCCCAUUCCCUCAGCUUUGCAUCGCUGCAGUUCAGAACGUGAACAUGCCUUGUGUCAUUUUUUAAUA
This is a messenger RNA of Epinephelus lanceolatus (giant grouper), 1411 nucleotides long. NCBI's taxonomy places the organism in Eukaryota, Metazoa, Chordata, Actinopteri, Perciformes, Serranidae. The record is from RefSeq and is a predicted model, not a curated record.